GUGGCUCCGCACAUCCUCCGUUCUCCGAGCAGCCAUCGGCGAGUCAUGUCCCAGUGUGAGGGCACUUCAAGAAGAUCUGGCGAGGAGGACCAAGGAGGAUGAAGGAGGGUGACGGGCCGGACGAGGCAGAGGAGGAUUAUAAUGAAGUUGAGUGGGAAAGGAGCGUGCGCCGUGGUCUCCAGCAGCCUGCUGUUCGCGUGCGCCGUGAGCACGGCGGUGGUCGGGUUCGAGUGUCUCUCACUGGGAGCCAAAGUGAAGGCGCACUUUCAACUGAGCGCGGCUGCUGGCGCGUUUUACUCGGGGAUCCUGCUCGGACUUGGACAGGCACUACUGGCCAUGGCGUUGAUCUGCUGCAGGGGCAAAUCGGCGUGUCGCAAUUUAUUCCUCUUCGGGCUUCUUGUAUUUCUACUCGGCGUGCUCACGGCGUUCUCGGGCGCAGUGGUGGACGGCGACGCCGUGUCGCUCGUGGAGCGGAAGUACUCGCGCUACUGCUUGGACACAGUGGAUGUACCUGCGGCGUGCGGUCGUCUCAAGGAUUACCAGCGCGGCCUGGUAGCAUCCACCGUGCUUAACGCGCUCGAGUGCCUCAUUGGGCUUGUAAACCUGGUGGUCAUCAAGCGCUACCAGGCGGCGCAGUUUUACCGGAGGCGCCGAGCGCACAGGCGCAGCGCGCGCGCCGUCUUGCUUGCCGAAGAGCGCGAGCUCACCGUGGCCGCUGACUUCCGGUCGGUCUCUUAUAUUAGUCUAGGGAUGUGCAGCUCCCAGGCGCGGGAUGACGGCGCGGAGGCGCGGAAAAGCGGCCAUCCGUCUAUAGAACUACCGGGCUACGCGCCUGAACAAAAAGAGCUCCAGCACGUGUACGGUUUCUCCUACCCGCCCGCUAACGACUCACCGCCGGCCUACGAGGACAUAUUUCCCGGAGAAAGGAGGAAUAAAGCGUUAGAGUGUUAA
Messenger RNA from Ictalurus furcatus (blue catfish), 951 nucleotides. RefSeq names its product transmembrane protein 271-like. The record is from RefSeq and is a predicted model, not a curated record. Lineage: Eukaryota; Metazoa; Chordata; Actinopteri; Siluriformes; Ictaluridae. Bases 142 to 951 code for a protein of 269 amino acids. The transcript has a single exon.